UUCCCUUUUCUUUAUUUUUCCCGCAUCCCGCCUCGCCGCGCUGCCGGCCGGGCGCGAUGCUGCACGUGGAGAUGCUGCUGCUGGCGGCCGCGGCGCUGUGGGUGUGCGUGCGCGGACAGGAGCCCGGCGCCAAGGCGGUGGCCGACCGCUACGCCGUGUACUGGAACAGCUCCAACCCCAGAUUUCAGCGAGGCGACUACCACAUUGAUGUCUGCAUCAAUGACUACUUGGAUGUGUUCUGCCCUCACUAUGAAGACUCGGUACCAGAAGAUAAGACCGAACGCUAUGUUCUAUACAUGGUGAACUUUGAUGGCUACAGCUCCUGUGAUCACACUUCCAAAGGGUUCAAGAGGUGGGAGUGUAAUCGGCCACAUUCCCCAAAUGGACCAUUGAAGUUCUCGGAAAAGUUCCAGCUCUUCACGCCCUUCUCACUGGGAUUUGAGUUCAGGCCAGGCCGGGAAUAUUUCUACAUCUCUUCUGUGAUCCCAGAUAAUGGAAGGAGAUCCUGCCUAAAGCUUAAGGUGUUUGUGCGACCAGCAAACAGCUGUAUGAAAACUAUAGGUGUUCAUGAUCGUGUUUUCGAUGUUAACGACAAAGUAGAAAAUUCAUUAGAACCAGCAGAUGAUACCGUACAUGAGUCAGCUGAGCCAUCCCGUGGGGAGAACGCAGCACAGACACCAAGGAUACCCAGCCAGCUUUUGGCAACUCUGUUGUUCCUCCUGGCAAUGCUUUUGAUAUUAUAGCACAGUAUGCUCCGGCAACCUGUCACAGAAAAUACCAGGGUCUUCAAACAUCAAAGAUCCACCUAACUGCUCAUCCCAGGAAAGGGACUUCAUUGUUUUUGCAGAUGUCAAAUUGUUAUUUUUCCCUUUUCUUCUCCCUUUUAGCCUAAACUCAGCAAAAAUUUGAAGGGGAUAACUAGCUUCAGCACCCACCCCUACCUACCCUGUGACUUUCUUAACCCCUCCAUAUAAAUAAAAGGACUCCAAAUGAAAAUGCCAAACUAUAAUAGUGACACUAGUGAUUCUUACUUUCUUCUGCAUUCUCCUUUAAGAAGUCACCUCUGUUAGCUCACUGUGUCAUCCAUAUAUGGACAAGAAAGUGUAGUGGCAGAUGCAGUCAGUGAGGGGUAAGGAAAGAGAGUGAAAGCCUGGGAGAGUCUUUCUCUGUGAUACAAUAUUUAUGCCUUCUAGUUCAGCACUGUAAGAUGGUCAUGCAUGUGUCACCAUGUCAGGACUGGAUGGGAGAUAUUAAGAAUAGACAUAACACCAUUUCCUCCAGAAAUGAACAGGCUUCUGAAAGGGGAAGAUGAUAUUUCUUGUGGGUCUCUUGAAAAAUCUUUGAGAGUAAAACUUUUGCUCACAAGUAGAAAUGCUGUCUUUGGUGAGAGGAAAAAGUUAGUAUUUAGGAAUGUUAGCACACAGCAGGCAAGAUCGGAUUUAGGAAACUUCACUGGGGGUGUGAGUGCCUCUGUUAUUUCGUUUUAAGGGGAUAAUGCACACCGGCUUAUUUUAUUUUAAAACAAAUCACCGUGGUGCUAAAAUUUUUUUCUUGAAAUGCAGAGGCACUUUUGAGAAUAAAGUGACCUUCCCCAGUGCUGACUUAGUAGCUGAUAGCCUUGGAUGCUGCUCUGGGUGUUAAUACAUGCUAAAAGAGGACAUCGGUGCCAGGAGGAAACAUGUUUGGGACAUAGGAUCUCCAGUGUUGUCUUGAUUUGUCUCUCCUGUAAGUUCCUCAAUCAUGGGAAUAAAUCACAUGUAGAAGAAGCCAGGGCAGUCUAAUAGCAUUGUUUGGUGGGGGAAAAGAAAAGUGUGGAAUAUAAAUUCAAUGUUGAUUUUUUAUCUUUUCCCCUUCCAGCACAGUGUGAAGAGUAGAGGAAACGUAUUUAUCAGCCGGCGAUAAACUAGAUGGGCUCCCAAAGACUUAACAAAAUAUUUUUUUAAAAAUCCACUAGAAUGGAAAACACAUUAUUUAGAUAUACUUUAUGCUGAGAGUGAGUAUAUAUACUUGUUCUAUUUAAACGUGAGAGAAGUGGUAACCCUUGAUGAAAUUAGGAGUGACCCUGUUUAAGGAAUCUGAGCCUUGACUAACAAAACUUUAAAAAGUAAUUUGCCAGGAAGUGCAAGCCUUGGGUUAUUUUUUGGCUAGGCUGCCAUGAAAUUCAGACUGCUAAGCAUAAUCAGUGAAACUUCAGACCCAGACUGAAACAGAGCUUUUCUGACAAAAGCUGUGGUAAUUAUCGUGAAACAAAACAUGGAGCAUAUUCAAGCAAAACAAGAUUUUUCUAUAUUAAUUAUGAAGAAAAUUUCUGCCAUAACAAAAUUGAGUGAUGCCAUUAGUGGACACUAUUUUAUAGACUUUAUAUUUUUAAAUGAAGAAAGGCCUUCCAGAAGUUGAGGCAGGAGAGGGGAAAAUAAAUUUGAUAUGUAAAGGGAGGUUUUAUGCAUGCUGAGCUAUGACCUGGGCUUGCCUGAUACCAUACAUGUUCAUGAAUACAGGACCUACAGGAGGAAUGCAGGAAAUUCACUUUAGUGUGAAGUGCACAGAAUAAAGAUACACAGUCCAAACAGUGAGGGAAGUCAUCAUCUUAUUACAGGCUGUACGGUACUUUGCUCUCUUUAAGGUGUAUAUAUUUGAUACACUAAUACUUUCUGUAGGUAGGAAUUAAAAAGCUUUGGAUGAGGUGAGCUUAAUCAGAAUGCACCUUAUCAAAUUGUUAACCAGCGUACAGAUAAUAUUGCAUGAUGUGUAACCAUAUUAAAAUGAUUUACAGAAAUUGCAGGCAGUCACACAGGUAGUGCAGAUUUGAUGUAGAAAUGGUGACAUUUGUCAUCCUUUGUCUUUGAAUGGCGUUGAAGACAUCCAUUUACCCACAGCAAAGGAUUGUCACUAGUGUUACUCUUGGUGAAAUUCAACCCUUCAUGUUGUCCCAGAGCCUUGCUGCAUAUGUGAGGGACAACACAAGUGAUGAUCCCUGGGCUGCCCAGCAUGGCUGGAAGGAGCAUUCCAGGCACUGCCAGUUUCAUACUUGAUGGCAUUAGGCAAUCCCAGUCAUACCAAAUACAUAAAUGUUAGUGGGUUAGUGUUGCAAACCUCUGGAUGCUUUAAGUGCAGAUGUUGCUGAAAAUCAAGGAGUUUGUUGCUCCCUUACUCUUCAUCUGCCCCUGCUCAAGUCUGAGGUACUGAUUCUCCCCAGCCAUAGUGGGUUACUUGCACCCAUGACCUGCACUCCUGGCUGCCAAGGGCAUUGCAAUGUGAAGCAGGCGAAAUAGGGAUCAGUCAGUUUAGUGGAUACUGUGUAUCCUUCAAUAGAAAAGGUAACAUUUCAUGUUAGUUUAGAAUAUUGUUUUGUACUGUACUUACCUGGAUGGCGAAGGAAAGACAAGUAAAACUUAAAGCUACAUUCUUUAAAUUCUGUAUUAUUAGCAACCUCUGUUGUAUAUAGUGUUUGAUAAUAAAGUAUUAAUUUGAUUCUUAUGUCUUUUGUAAGUGAGAACAAUAGGCUUUCAGGAUAUUAAAAUCACGUGUUGAUAACAAGAUUUCCAGGAGUUUUGAAGCAUCAAGUGUGAUCAUGGCUGAGAACUGAGAGACAAGUGGCCAUGACACUGCAGCAUACAGGACUCAUAUUCAAAAAUCGUUCAUCUGUUGCAAGACUUCACAAUGUCAAGACCUGGAACAUGACUUUUGAUGAUCAAAGUUUUAUCCUCCGUGUGUAAAGGUCUUAUGUUGGAGCCCUGUGGUUUUUGUGUUAGUUUUGUUCUUUUGUAUCAUGUUUGUUUCUAAAAAGGCUUUGGGGAUAUAACAACUUUUCUGUUAUUUUGUUUGUUUGUUUCUUUUUAAUUAGGUUUUUUUUUCCUCCUCUUUUCCUUCUGGAUUUGUUCCCAUGAAUAGUUUUUUCCAGAAGGGAUCUUACCAGUGUCAUGUGCGAUAUAUGUAUGUACUUGGUUCCAAAAGAACUAGAAGCAAAUUUGGGAAGUACUGAGAGUAGUUGAGUGCAUUGUUUCCUUUCCUCCAUAAUUAUGAAAGGAAAAUGGUAGUGUUUGUACCUGUUGAUUCCCACCUCUAGCCCUCAAAACUGAACUUAAUCCAUUGCCUAAUGAGUGCAAUGGUUCAGCCACUUUCAGAGGUUUAGAGUAUUAACUCUUACCCUCUUUUCAUUACACUUGGAUUUUGUAAUCACCAGUUUUAAUGUACAACCCUCCACACUUCUCUUCCCUCUUCCUGCCCUGCCUCCUCUCCCACCCUCCUCCUCUUUUAAUUUGAAACUGUGAAUGGGCAGAUCUGCUUCUGGUCUGGCAUCACUGAGUUUUUCCCAUGCAUUCGCCCUCGAGCUUCUCAGAUGUGAGACAAAUCUCCCUACAAUAGGCUUGCUGCCAUUGUCUGUACAGUUUAAUAUAUGCUGGCAUGUUGGAGGUUACCCAUGAGUCUGCGAAAAUCCACUUACCAUGCUUACUCUUGACACCCCAUUGAAGACAUUCAUUGUGUAUGCAUCUGGGUAUGAAAGUCAGCUCAGUGUGAUCCUGUGCUUGUACUGCCCUGCUUUGCAGUUUCUUUGCACUUACUCAUUGAGUGCUGUUUUUGAAAUGCUUACAUUAUAUAAACUUAAAACGUUUAAAAAAAAAAAUCCACCCAAACACCUUGCCCCAUAAGAUCUGUAUUUGUAUAUACAUGUGUCCGUACAAUUAUACUUAAAUAAAAUUAAAGAUUUUCAUCAUUUUAA
This is a messenger RNA of Pyrgilauda ruficollis (rufous-necked snowfinch), 4720 nucleotides long. It is a transcript of the gene EFNA5, whose product is annotated as ephrin A5. Gene Ontology annotation, biological process: regulation of cell-cell adhesion; axon guidance; ephrin receptor signaling pathway. NCBI's taxonomy places the organism in Eukaryota, Metazoa, Chordata, Aves, Passeriformes, Passeridae. The transcript has 5 exons. Bases 57 to 743 code for a protein of 228 amino acids. Gene Ontology annotation, molecular function: ephrin receptor binding. The record is from RefSeq and is a predicted model, not a curated record. Gene Ontology annotation, cellular component: external side of plasma membrane; plasma membrane.